Malurus melanocephalus (red-backed fairy wren) is the source of this 5957-nucleotide messenger RNA. RefSeq names its product kelch like family member 11 (gene KLHL11). The transcript is spliced from 2 exons. NCBI's taxonomy places the organism in Eukaryota, Metazoa, Chordata, Aves, Passeriformes, Maluridae. Gene Ontology annotation, molecular function: protein binding. The coding region runs from base 6 to 2105 and encodes 699 amino acids. The record is from RefSeq and is a predicted model, not a curated record.
CCGCCAUGUCGGACAAGAUGGCGGCGGCCGCGGCCUGUCCGCAGCCACAUCCCGGCCCCGGUCACGGCUCCGGCCCCAGCCCCGGUCCCGGUCCCGGCCCGCCGGCAGCCGAGGCGGAGCGCGGGGGCCCGCGCGGCGGCGGGGCGGAUGGGGAGGCCGAGGCGGAGGAGUUCGGGUGUCCGGCGCACUGCUCCGACCUGGCCUGGCGGCAGAACGAGCAGCGCCGCCACGGCCUGUACUGCGACAUCACGCUGGCGUUCGGUGGCGCGGGCAUGGCCCGCGAGUACCGGGCGCACCGGUCCGUCCUGGCCGCCGCCACCGAGUACUUCACGCCGCUGCUCUCGGGGGGGUUCGCGGAGUCGCGCUCGGGUCGCGUGGAGCUGCAGAAGUGGAGCUCGGAGGGCGGCCCCGACCCCGACACGGUGGAGGCCGUUAUCGGCUUCAUGUACACCGGCACCAUCCGCGUGAGCCCCGGUAACGUCCAUGAGGUGCUGGAGAUGGCGGACAGGUUUCUGCUGACCCGGUUGAAGGAYUUCUGUGGAGAGUUUCUGAAGAAGAAACUGAACCUCUCCAACUGUGUGGCGGUUCACAGUUUGGCCCACAUGUAUUCCCUGAAUCAGCUGGCCCUGAAAGCGCAGGAUAUGAUCAGGAGAAACUUCCACAAAGUUAUCCAAGAUGAGGAGUUCUACACUUUGCCGUUUCACCUUGUCCGGGACUGGCUCUCAGACUCAGAGAUCACGGUGGACUCUGAAGAAAUCCUCUUUGAGACUGUUUUGAAGUGGGUUCAGAAAAAUCCUGAGGAAAGAGAGAGGUACUUUGAAGAGCUCUUUAAGCUGCUAAGAUUGUCUCAGAUGAAACCCACAUACCUGACUCGCCACGUCAAAUCCGAGCGGCUGGUGUCGAGCAAUGAGGUCUGUGUGAAGCUGGUGUCCGAGGCCGUGGAGAGCCAUGCCCUGCGCUCUGAGAACCUGCAGUCUGGGAACCUGCAGCAUUCCACCUGUCCCACUGCACUGCUGCCACGCUUUGGCCAGAACAUGGAUGUCAUCAUGGUGAUCGGCGGCGUGUCYGAGGGCGGUGACUACCUGAGCGAGUGCGUGGGCUACUUCAUCGACGAGGACAGGUGGGUCAACCUGCCUCACAUCCACAACCACCUGGAUGGGCACGCUGUGGCYGUGACAGAGUCCUACGUGUAUGUGGCUGGCUCCAUGGAGCCAGGGUUUGCCAAGACUGUAGAAAGGUACAAUCCAAACAGAAAUAUUUGGGAGCAGGUCUCAAAUCUAAUCACCAGGAAGCAUUCCUUUGGCCUUACCGAAGUGAAAGGCAACUUGUACAGUAUUGGUGGACAYGGCAAUUUCAGUCCAGGCUUUAAGGAUGUGGCCAUUUAUAAUCCUGAGCAGGACAAAUGGCUGAACCUGGAGUCGGCACCGAAGAUCCUGCGGGAUGUCAAAGCUGUCUCCGUGGAAGAUCGGUUUGUGUAUGUGGCCGCACGCACCCCAGUCGACAGCGACAGCGAGGAUGGGCUGAGGGCUGUUAUUAUCAGAUACGAUGCUGAAACCAGGCAGUGGCAAGAUGUGGAGUCCCUGCCCCUCAUCGACAACUACUGCUCCUUCCAGAUGUCUGUUGCCAACACCAACUUCUACCACACGGCAUCGUGCUGCCCCAAGAGUUACCCCAUAGACAAYGAGGAGGCCAAGGGAAAGAUCUCCAGCAGGGCCUCGGAUGAAAUCCUGGAAUCCUUGCCUCCUGAGGUCCUGAGCAUUGAGGGAGCAGCUAUUUGUUACUACAAAGAUGACGUGUUUAUCAUCGGGGGGUGGAAGAACAGCGAUGACAUUGACAAGCAGUACAGGAAGGAGGCCUAUCGCUACUGUGCCGAGCGGAAGCGCUGGAUGCUCCUGCCCCCAAUGCCACAGCCCCGCUGCAGAGCCACUGCCUGCCAUGUGAGAAUCCCCUUCAGGUGCCUGCAGGGAACACAGAGGUACCCCAUGCCACAAAAUCUGAUGUGGCAAAAAGAUAGAAUAAGGCAAAUGCAGGAAAGGCAGAUGCAGGAGAUACACCGAUACUCUCUGAGCUUACGGAGGAUGCCCCGCUCCCAGAUCGAGUGCUAGUGUGGAAUAUCACUCCUGAUGAGCCUAGGAAAUAAACCCUUUUGUUAGGCUUGAUGUGUCUUUAUAAGACAUGAGGGUGUGGAUUGGAUUUGAUGCAUAAAACCAGCAUCUGUUGUGUACUGAAAAUUCAGAAGCUCAGAAGUUGAGGGUGGGUGGAAUUGAGACACUCCAUGAAUCCAACAGUAUUCCUUAAUGAUGCCCAGGGAAAAGCUGUAGCCUGUAUCGGGCUGUGAAAUGUCUCYGGGAGCAUUAAGCCUGUUACUUCUCUCCUUUGAGAUCUUUGAUUCCAAGGGUUUCUGUAGAGUCACUCUCUAACAGUUCUACUUGGAAGAUCAAAGCUCUCUCUCUUAAUAAUUUAGUGGUUACAUUUGUGUGUGCUUGAAAGCACCUGUUUCAUUUGCACUUAUCUCUUGACAUUCCUUUGAUUCUCUCCUCAGUGACUAAACUUCACAGGAUUGGUGUUGGUGUACUUGGCUUUCCCAAGCUGGAGGCAAGUGCAAUAGUUCUGUAUGAAACAAAAGCACAAUCUUUCUUUAAGAAAUUCCUUCAGGAUGUUUCUAUGUUUAUUAAAUAUUUUUUGUAUCUGUAUCUUGUAGAGAGGCUGCAGAGUUUGUUUAUAAAUGGAUGAUUGGUUGGGCACAAGAUGCUUGCUAAAAGAGACCUUGAGGCAAUGGAUUUUUUUUCAGGUCUGUUUUCAGGUUUGAGUCUGUCUCUAACUCAAACUUAGGAACUUGGGUCAACAGCCUGAGUGAAGGAGUGAUAACCAGCGAUGAGCCACCCACGCACCCUGGCUGUUCAGUUCUGUCAGAGUGGAUCUGUGAGAGUGAGAUUAUUUCAUGGGAAACCUGAGCUACUCGUAGGUCUUUUCUCAAGUGUUGCACAUGUUUUAAUUCUAGUGAGAAGUGAUGGGAGAGCCCCUGCUGUUCCAGCCUGUCUCUGACAAUCAGAAGGCUUUGCCCUCUGUGUGCUGUCCCAAGGGACUCCCAGCAUCUGUGCUGCAGCUCUGCACCAAGCUGGCACAUGUGCUCUUACAGGGGAGAGAGCUGGGCUUUCAGAGUCUCCAAGCAUCUUAAUUUCCCCACUUGCUGUGGGGGUGARAUUUAAGAUCAUUUAAACACCUUUUAUCUUUCUGAGGUGGCUUACAUGCAAGUGCCCUGGGUGGCCCUGGAUUGCUUUCUGCUGUACUCCCGGGGAAUAGAACGUGGGAUAUUCCCUUUGGAGUGUCCCUGCCUCUCAGUUACCUGUCCCACUGAGCACUCCUCCCCGGUCCAAGAAGCUCCAGGACCCUUUCAUUUACCAGUGUUUCAGUGCAUACUUCCUACCUCCUUUUCUCCCCAUCCUUCCCUUCAUUUGAAUGUUCCAAGUUUUCCCAUGCAGUCUAACUCAGGAUCUUAGGGAAGGGAAUGGGAGGAGUAACCUGGGUAUUACAAAACUUGUGUAAACAAACCUUUUUGGAAAAUCUGUUACUGCUCCUGGUUCAUCGAUGAUUUGCUGGUGGUUUUGAUGUGGGUGGCUUCUUUGCAAAGAACUUGUAACCUGUUUGGGGUUUGUUUUGGUUUUAAUUGUUUUGCUUCCUGAGCUGCUCCUUCUCCUUUUCCAGUUCAACAGGCAGCCCAGAUCCUAUAUGAAACUCGGGGUAAGUCCUUCCACCACUCCGUGURUAAAGGUUUCUCUGAUAUGUACGUCCCUUAAUGCUCUGCUUUGUGGUUCAUGGGGCCACUUUGAUAUCAAUAACUUGUCUAUUUGUGAGAGUCUCUGGCCUUAGUUAAAACAACUACCAACCAAACUUGAAAUUCUGAACAGUUUGUCUCUGCUCUGUGGUAACUGUGUUGUAUUUUCUUUGCCCAUUGGGCUGUUGGGGCAGGUGAAGUUUAUGCUGCUGGCUUCAUGCAAGAGGAAAUAGGUGAGUUUAAGGUGAUGUUUGCAGGUGAUUGUUCCCAAACAGCUCUUGCAGGUCUGUAAGCUGGAGAUUGAUCCAUGGAGUCUGGCUCAUGGACUCUUGCAGGUCCGGCUGGAGUGGCUGCAGAAUUGCUGCUCCUGCAGCAGUUUGUGAUAAAGUGUGCAGAUGCCUCUAGUGCUGAAUCCAUCAAUGUAACAGCAAUUUGUGGGAGUUGAUUUAGGGAUACUUUCCCUGACUUUGCACCAAAGCAAUGGGGAGGAGUUCCUGUCCUCCACCCUGCUGAACUGCCUGGAGGUAUUUAAUAGGCAGUUGGAGAGUGGUAGUAGGUCACACCCCCACAGCUCUCCAAGCCCUCUUGUAGGCUACCAUCGAAAAUUUGUAGGGAGAAACACCAUGGUCAGCUGGAAUAGGAGCUGAAUAUUUAAUGACAUUGUGCAGCAGAGGCAAGAACAAACCUUGCAGUCUUGCUUUUUCUAAGCAGCAUUGAUCUUACACUUCCCAGGAGGACGUUUACUAAAAGCACUCCACAGAGAGACAGCAUCAGCCCAGCCCCAUCCCUGGACAGGUAACCCUGUGUGUGCCAGCCGCAUGCCGUGUGUGCCGUGCUGUCCCUCCGUGUGCUCCAGGGUGGGCGGCUCUGGCAGCAGCAUGGACUGCUCUUGAUGUUUGCUCUGCCAGUUCUGGGGUAGUUUUAAGCAUUUGGGGGUUUUUAGCCUUGAAGUCAGUGGACCAGUGGCACUGAUGUGGUUUGUGACUGAUAGGUUGAAUGAUYCAUUGCAUCACAGGAGUAGUUGGGAGAAUUGCAUUCAUGGCUCUGGCUGCAGUUCAGCCCACGAGCCUGUGAAUCCUUUACCAUUCUUUGUGGCCCUUGACCACCAUAGCUUGCUGGGUGGUUAUCAAAUGAUCCCAUAAAGAAAAGCCUGGCUGUUCUUCCUGUGUGUUUCUAAUGGCUGAUCAGCUGUCAGCAGGAUCCCAAUGUAUGUUCAGUAGGGGCAAGAAGACUGCUGGUCUCACUGAGGGAAAAGAACAUUGUGGGGAGUCUUCCUCCUUUGGACAAUCACACCUCUACACCUGUCCUGCUACCUGUCACAAAACACAUGUGUCAUGUCCUGGCUUUCUGCUCAAAGUACCAAUGGCACCUGCCAGGUCUUGGCGGUCACUGUACUAACUCCCAGAGGCCAUAUAUUUACAUAAUAUUUUAUAACUACCUGGAUGCUCCAUUAUAACCAGGGGUUGUGUGUGUUUUUAAUAAGACUCCCUUGCACAAAGUGGGAGAACAUUCCAGAGAUGAAGCAAACAUCCAGAUGUUACAUGUGCUGUGAACAAGUGUGAGCUGCCUAUUGCAAUGGCAUUUUUCUCCAUUACAGUAAAUAUUAAAAUCCAAACUCUUGGCUCAGCUUGUGUGUUGUGGAAUACCCUGGUGUCUGCCAACAAACCCAGUCCCAAGGAAUUACAACUUUUUAUAUUGUUCUUAACACAGCCUUGUAACAGAAUGUAAGAUCCAAUGAGCUUUGAAAAGCAAACGUAAAGGAAACGGUUUUGUGGCUUGGAUUUAUGUUCAGCUCUGUCCACCUUAGGUUGGGGUAUGAGCCAUCUCCUGUUUGACAGUCCUGGGUGGAAUCUGAUAAAACAGGUGCUCUUGAGAAAAUCUAACCCUGUUACUAAUACGAAUGUAGAGCGUGGAACUAACGAGCUGUUUGAUGACCAUUAGUAGUCAGAUUCUCCUCGUGGGUCCAUGUCACUGUGGGUYGCAGCAGCUCUGCUCUCCUGGCAUAUUAACAGCAGGACAGCAGUUUGCUGGGGAGCAGCAGUCCUGUCCUUACCUAUGAGGUAGUGUGUGUCAUAAGCACCCUUUGAAACAGAUCCUGCUGUCCUGUUCUUGACCUUAAAUACACUGUACUAAAAUUUAUUGUAAGAGGUGAAUUAAUAAAAAUAAACCUUUUAUUUCUCUA